AUGAGAAGAUAAUUUUAAAGCACUUAAUAUAGUGCCUGUCAGAGUAAGCACUACCAAAAUGUUAGCUUCUAUUGUGAUUGUUGUUGUUGCUAUUAUUUUGUAUUCCAUAAAUGAAGCAAGAUUGAUAUAAAUCUAAAUCGAUAAGAUACAUCAUGAAAUAACGACAUAAAAGACUAUCUCUAUAUCUGGGAAAUUUCCACGUCAUGAUUAUAUGAAAUUUACUAGCCUCCUCUAGUGCUCCAGGGACAUGGCUGCUUGGGGACUGAGAAAUCCAUAAACUCUCCCUGUAGCAGCUGACAAUAGAUAUAAAAUGAACAAACCACAGAAGAUUCUACCUUCCAGAUAAGCAGGUAACCUUUUAUAUUCAUUCGUGUGUGUGUGUGUGUGUGUGUGUGUGUGUGUGUGUGUACGUGUGAUCUCAGUGCCCUAGUUUUCAAAAAUAAGGAGUUCAUAAAACUCUGUUAAAAAAACAAACUGAUCACUAUCAAAAUAUGGAGGUAAAUGAUGCAAUUUAGAUGCCAUGUAGUGAAUUCACUCAAAAUGAAUGGGCACAAACUCUUUCUAGGAAAGUUUUCAGAUGAGAGGUCCUAGCUAUGACCAAUGCCACAGAUUCUUUUCUGAAACCAAGAUAAUCAAAUAUCUUUUAUCAAGUAGAACUGAUCAAGAAUCAUAUAUGGAAUUCCAGUGAUCUUUAAGAUUAAUGCUUUGGAACUUGACAUUAUCUGAAAAACAAGUGUAUCUGUGUGUACAUAUAUGUACAUGUGUAUAAAAUCCUUCCAAGUCUCUGUAAAUGAAAGUUAUUAAAAAGGUGAAAAUUAUAGGCUUUUGUAAGCCCCAUUAUCCAGGCAGAAAUAUAUUCUCAAUUUAAUGAGGCAAAAUGAAAUGUGGUUUUAAAGAAAGUAGCUAUAUGUGGAGUAUCUUAGAGAUUCCAUCUUGAGAACAAGAGGUAGAGAUUGGAAUAGAUCCAAUAUAUGAAAAUGUUUAGGGCAUUCCUUAAAGGGGAAUUCCACUUCUCAGCAUGGAACAUUGCUUUACCAUCUUUAAUCAUAGAGAGUACCCCAUUAAGCAAGAGGUUACCUGAGUGGAACAGAAUUACUGGUAAAUGAAUUGUGAUUUAAUAGCCCAUGUAUUCUUAACUUCCAACACCACUUGGUUCCUACUUCACUACAAUUACUCCAAUAUUGUUCUCAAAUACUCUAUCCUGCUUCAAUAUAUUAUAAUAACCCUUUGACCUACUGAGUCAUUAAUUUUAAAAAUAUAUUCAUAAUAUUAUCCUUGCCUAUCUCUUGAGGAUAGUUUCAUAGUGUAUUUCUGUUUUAUAAAAUAAAACCAUAUUCAUUUGCCAUCUGGUGACAGAACAUUUAAAUAUAUGUGAUUACAUAAAAUUAUAUGGCAUGAUAUGAUAUGUGAAACAGUAUGAACUGAUAUGAGUGCAAAUUGAGUGAAUGCAUUGUAUGACAUCUAAAUUGAUAAGCCAUAUUGCAGUUGAGUAGGAAAUUUGCUGUUCAUCUUAUCUAAGAAAUUUCUAUGCACUAAUUGCAUAAUUACCUAUGCAAAUCCACCUCAAAGAAGACUUAUUGGUUUUAUUCUCAGAUUACACACUUUGAAUGGAAGAAAUUAUUAAAUUGAAUGAAACCACUGGGAGCCAGGUGACCGAAUUCAUUCUCAUGGGCAUCACCAAAAGUCCUGCACUUCAGGGCCCCCUUUUUGUUCUGUUUUUACUUAACUACAUAGCCACUGCUUUGGGAAACUUAGGUCUGAUUAUUCUAACCACCAUUGAUUCCCACCUCCAAACCCCAAUGUACUUUUUUCUCAGACAUCUGGCAUUUGUUGAUCUUGGUUAUUCUACAGCUAUUGGUCCAAAAAUGCUGGUUAGUUUCACAGAGGAGAAAAAUAUUAUUUCUAGUAAUGGAUGUGCAAUACAGCUAGUUCUCUUUGGGAUAUUUAUCACUAAUGAUUUUUUUAUCCUGUCAGCCAUGGCCUAUGAUCGCUAUGUGGCUAUCUGUAAGCCUCUUCUCUAUAUUGUCAUCAUGUCAGAUAGAGUAUGUUGGAUCUCAAUGGCUUUCUCAUACUUGUAUAGCAUCAUGGUAAAUUUACUGAUUACAAUAAAGAUUUUUAAGUCAUCUUUCUGUAAAUCAAAUGUAUUAAGACAUUUCUUUUGUGAUGGUCCUCCUCUAUUGUCUAUUAUUUGCUCAGAUACCAGCGAGAUUGAACUAAUCAUUUUUACCUUUGCUGCAUUUGAUUUGGUUUUUUCCCUCUUAAUUAUUCUUGUAUCCUAUAUGCUCAUCCUUGUGGCCAUCUUCAGGAUGAACUCUCCUGAGGGCAGGCACAAAGCCUUCUCUACCUGUGGAUCUCAUCUUACAGUGGUGGUUGUAUUCUAUGGAACACUUCUCUUCAUGUACCUGCAGCCCCCAUCUAAACAUUCCUUUGACACAGACAAGAUGGCUUCUGUGUUUUACACUCUGGUCAUCCCCACGCUCAACCCCUUGAUCUACAGCUUGAGGAACAAAGAGGUGAAAGGGGCCUUGAGAAGACUCUUUAAAAAAUUGAAAUAAACAUUUUAUUUAAUUACAAUGUAGAAUAUUAUUCCAAUUACAUUAGUAGAAGCAAGUAAAUUUCUGCUACAUUUCUUUGCCAACUUCAUCAUUCUUAUGUGUUAGGGAAAAAAUUCUCUCAAUGUACAGUCUGAGAAUGACAUUUGUCUGUUAAGUUUUUUUAACUUGUCAUUCUCCAUUUAAUUGUAGUUUAGUAGAUCAUAUAAACUGGAGGGACAUGUUAAAAUUUAUUUCAAAGUAGCUCAAUAAACUGAUUUAUUUUUUAUAUAGUAGAAUAGUAUAGGUCCUAAUUUUUUUUGAAGUUUUAGGAAAAUCAGUUAAUAAUCAUUUAAUAAAUGAUGGUUGUAGAUAUUGAGUUUGGUUUUGGGUAUACACAGAAAAGUUAAACUAACAGUACUGACAAUCAAUGGAAUUAUAUAUUAUUAAUGGAAAUGACAUGCAAAUAAGAUCCACACAACCCAUCAUAGCAAUCUACUUUUGAAUAUAUUUUAGUUUUUAGAAUUUGAUCUUUACUAUAACCUUCAUUUACCCUUCAUAAUGUCCAACCAUUAUUCC
This is a messenger RNA of Monodelphis domestica (gray short-tailed opossum), 3110 nucleotides long. NCBI's taxonomy places the organism in Eukaryota, Metazoa, Chordata, Mammalia, Didelphimorphia, Didelphidae. The record is from RefSeq and is a predicted model, not a curated record.